This is a messenger RNA of Mus musculus (house mouse), 5048 nucleotides long. RefSeq names its product bone morphogenic protein/retinoic acid inducible neural-specific 2 (gene Brinp2). Lineage: Eukaryota; Metazoa; Chordata; Mammalia; Rodentia; Muridae. Gene Ontology annotation, cellular component: extracellular region; dendrite; neuronal cell body. The record is from RefSeq and is a predicted model, not a curated record. The coding region runs from base 1764 to 4115 and encodes 783 amino acids. The transcript is spliced from 9 exons. Gene Ontology annotation, biological process: negative regulation of cell cycle; positive regulation of neuron differentiation; nervous system development.
UUCAUCAUGUGACUCACUGGGAAUUCCCCCACAUCCCUUGCCACUUUCAACUUAUCUUUCUUCAACAACGGCUCUUUCCAAAAUUUAGUGUAGUUCGCCAGUUAGUAGGAUGCAUUUCAGCCUCACACAUUUAUUAGAACAUCAAAAACAUAUCGUUCACAUCCAUUCAAUUAAAGUUAAUAUCUUUAUUCCUCCUUCUUUCCUUCUUUCCCUCCUUUUCUCCCUCCCUUACCCACUGCCCGGACUUCCCUUUCACAGGCUCAGCAGACAGCACCUGCUUCUCAGAAACAAGGCUUGUCCUGUUCUCCUUUCUCUAGUCUUCCUUUAAAAAAUGCGAGUCCCUCUUCCUGACAGCCACUGGAGUGAAAGGAGACACACAGAAGGAAACCAUCACAGGCAAAACAAUUCUCUUUCUUUUUGGACGCAGGCCAUUUCAGAGGUCUCCCCAGAAUCCCCAAGUUCUCCUCUUUGCUGUUGUCCCUACAGGUCUGGUGUGGGGCGUGAGGUGUCUCAAUUUAGCUGUUCAGCGAUUCUCUGCCUGGUCAUCUUACCACAGAGCUCCUGUGGUCUUUUGCCUCCCUCUUUACCCCCUCCCUCCCCCCCCCCCGCCCCCGGCCCCGGGGUGUGUGUGUGUGUGUGUGUGUGUGUGUGUGUGAGAGAGAGAGAGAGAGAGAGAGAGAGAGAGAGAGAGAGAGAGAGAGAGCUAUUUCUCACUUGGGGGCUCACUUCUAAUUAAGUAAUUCAGGAGGUUUAAAAAGCACAGAACAACUAAAUGAAACCUCAAAUUAGAAGGAAAAUGGCUCAAAUGGGUCCCCAUCUCUGGGAGUUCUGGUUAAGCAAGCAAACAAAAUGGGCUGGGACGAAUGAAUAUUGUAACUCAGAAGACCAAAGCAAAUGUAAUUAGUUCCCAGUCUACUUCUUGUUCCUCAGCCUCUGACACGCUCCAAUCUCACUCCCAACGCCACACGCAGCCGCGAAUUUAUCCAAUUCUUCCUUAUCCUUACUGCGGGGAGGGGGAAAAAGUCGCUGCUGCAAAAAGCUGGGAGGGUUAACAGAGCUGGUACCCCAGCCUGCCAGCUAGCCAAAGGAGAUUGCCGGUAGGCCUCAGAACCCGCCUCCUGCCAGGCUUCACAGCCAAUGGGAGCCUGUGGUGAGUAUGGCGCAGGGUCCUAUUGGCUGCCAACCUACGUGCAUAAGAAAGAACGAGAGAGGCAGGCAGGGCAGCAUUGUUAUCUUAAGACACUCAUCCGGUGUCUGAGUCUGCAGGUGACACUGGUUAGGUACGGACCGGGAAGCCGGAGUGGGGACGCGCCGGGCUGCAGCUCCAGGAUGGAAUCCGCCUGCCUGCCGCGCGGCUCGCGGCUCAACCCGCAGCGCCUCCGCUGAGCUCGACGGGUUCCGGAGGACUUGGAAAUGCACCUGCCGCGCGCUCCGAGGACACCAGCAGGUCCUCAGGCAGCCGAAGGAGCCCAGACGCCUGAGGAACGAUUUCUGUCCAUGUACAAGGCACAGAUUUCGGAUGACAGGGCGGGAGAAAGAGCCACAAGAAAUCAUGAAGUAAAAACUUUGGAAGGCUGCCACUGGAGAUGUUGCACAAAAAUCAGGCGUCUUUUGGGAGUCUCCUCGCAGUCCUUGGUGGUUUGGGGAGCAGCUGAUACAGCAAGAAGGACUCUUACAAGGAUUCAAGUUUGGCGCCCUGGAGGAGCAGCGCGGAGUGGGAGAGCUUGGCGAGAGAAUGAAGACACUAACCGCCUGGGAGAAGCAUGAGGUGGCCGUGCAGCUCUUGGUUUAGAGGGCUUUGGCCGGAGGCCGCCCCAUGGGCAGUCCUGCUGGCGCUAGGCGUACCCGGGUGGGUGCUGGCUGUCUCGGCCACGGUGGCCGCUGUGGUCCCGGAACAGCAUGUCUCCUCAGCUGGCCAGGCUCCCCUGGACUGGCUGCUCACAGACCGAGGCCCCUUCCACCGAGCCCAGGAGUAUGCUGAUUUCAUGGAGCGUUACCGCCAGGGGUUCACCACCAGAUACAGGAUCUACAGGGAGUUUGCCCGAUGGAAAGUGAACAACUUGGCCCUAGAAAGGAGAGAUUUCUUCAGUUUGCCCCUGCCUCUCGCCCCAGAGUUUGUCCGCAAUAUCCGCCUCCUUGGAAGGAGACCCAAUCUGCAACAGGUUACUGAAAACCUCAUCAAAAAGUACGGCACUCAUUUCUUACUUUCUGCUACUCUUGGAGGAGAAGAGUCUCUGACCAUUUUUGUGGACAAGAGGAAACUAAGCAGAAAGUCAGAAACAACAGGAGGUAUCCCUGUAGUUGGGGGCACUGGGAACAGCUCCGCUGUGUCUCUGGAAACCCUGCACCAGCUGGCUGCCUCCUACUUCAUUGACAGAGAGAGCACACUGCGCAGACUUCACCAUAUCCAAAUAGCCACAGGGGCCAUAAAGGUCACAGAGACCAGGACUGGUCCACUGGGCUGCAGCAACUAUGACAACCUGGACUCAGUCAGCUCUGUCCUGGUUCAGAGUCCAGAGAACAAGGUGCAGUUACUGGGCCUGCAGGUGCUGCUCCCUGAACACCUGCGUGAGCGGUUCGUGGCUGCAGCACUCAGCUACAUCACAUGCAGUUCUGAGGGCGAGCUGGUCUGCAGGGAGAAUGACUGCUGGUGCAAGUGCAGCCCCACAUUCCCGGAAUGCAACUGUCCUGAUGCUGACAUUCAGGCUAUGGAAGACAGCUUGCUGCAGAUCCAAGACUCCUGGGCCACUCACAACAGGCAGUUUGAAGAGUCCGAAGAAUUCCAGACCCUGCUGAAGAGGCUCCCCAGUGACCGGUUCCUGAACUCCACAGCCAUCUCCCAGUACUGGACCAUGGACUCUAACCUCCAGCACCGUUAUCAGCAGCUGGGAGCCAGCUUGAAAGUCCUGUUAAAGAAGAUGCACCGGAUCGUCCGCCGCCUCUUCAAUCUCUGCAAGCGCUGUCAUCGGCAGCCUCGCUUCCGCCUGCCCAAGGAGAGAUCCUUGUCUUUCUGGUGGAACCGAAUCCAGUCCCUUCUCUACUGUGGAGAAAGCACCUUCCCUGGGACGUUCCUGGAACAGAGCCACAGCUGCACCUGCCCCUAUGACCAAUCUUCCUGCCAGGGCCCCAUCCCAUGUGCCUUGGGGGAAGGGCCUGCAUGUGCUCACUGUGCUUCAGACAAUUCCACGCGCUGUGGGAGUUGUAACCCUGGUUAUGUGCUAGCCCAGGGACUGUGUCGGCCAGAGGUAGCUGAGUCCCUGGAGAACUUCCUUGGGCUGGAGACAGACCUGCAGGACCUUGAGCUGAAGUACCUGCUGCAGAAGCGAGAUAGCCGCAUUGAGGUACACUCCAUCUUUAUCAGCAAUGACAUGCGCCUGGGCAGCUGGUUUGAUCCUUCCUGGAGGAAGCGGAUGCUCCUGACCUUGAAGAGCAACAAGUACAAGCCCGGGCUGGUGCAUGUGAUGUUGGCCUUGUCCUUGCAGAUCUGCCUCACUAAGAACAGCACCCUGGAACCGGUCAUGGCCAUCUACGUGAACCCCUUUGGGGGCAGCCACUCAGAGAGCUGGUUCAUGCCUGUUAAUGAGGGCAACUUCCCAGACUGGGAAAGGACUAAUGUAGACGCAGCUGCCCAGUGCCAAAACUGGACUAUUACUUUGGGGAACAGGUGGAAGACUUUUUUUGAGACAGUCCAUGUUUACCUACGGAGCCGAAUCAAGUCCCUGGAUGACAGCUCCAACGAGACAAUCUACUAUGAGCCCCUGGAGAUGACUGAUCCCUCCAAGAAUUUGGGCUACAUGAAAAUCAACACCUUGCAGGUCUUUGGCUACAGCCUGCCCUUUGACCCGGAUGCUAUCCGAGAUUUAAUUCUCCAGCUGGACUACCCGUAUACUCAAGGUUCCCAGGACUCUGCACUCUUACAACUCAUUGAGCUUAGAGACCGGGUGAACCAACUCUCUCCCCCUGGCAAAGUCCGGCUCGACCUUUUCUCUUGCUUGCUCCGGCAUAGGCUCAAGCUGGCCAACAAUGAGGUGGGCAGGAUCCAGUCCUCCCUGAGAGCUUUUAAUUCCAAGCUGCCAAAUCCUGUGGAGUAUGAGACGGGCAAACUCUGUAGCUAAUGGGGGGAACUACCCCAGUGCUGGUCAGAGAGCUGAACCACACAUUCAGGGUGCAAAGAUAAUCCAAGCCCUCACCUCAGUGCCAACAGAGUGCUUCCAAGAGACCUUUAGCACCUGGGAGAUGGGAGCUCAAGGCUUGGACUGAAGCAGGCGAAAGACAAUGAAACAGCCACUGCACAUGUGCACACGUGCGUACAACGCCCUACCACACACACUCACAGGGAGGCCACAGCCCAGCAGCCUCGAAUCUGUAAAGUCGGUGCUCUCUAAAAUGAAUGCAGUUGAAGAAGAGCUAAGGGAGAGAUCAAAGCGGGCUAAAUCAGGAAAGAACUGACUGAAGAAAAAUGCUUCAAAGUGAUUCUUGUCACGGAGGAUAGCAAGAGGGGACAGAAGUGGGAGGGGUGGGGACCUCCCCUCUGUGGAGUCACUUUUGUAUUCUUUUUAACCAGAUUUCUUAAAAUGUUGUUGUUCCGUGACUCCCAGCACUGCUUCUUACUUUUUGUACAGCGCCUCCCUGCGCCCUGGAGGCCUCCCUGCACCCUGGAGGCCUUGGGUCUACCGCUCUUGGUGUCCUUAGGAAGUGUGUGCAGUGCUAGGCAGAGGAGCCCACGCUAAGGGCAGGCCACAGCCUCCUUGCUCAAUCGCCCGCCCACUUCUUCCUCCUGCCAGCUCCCUCACUUCCUUGGCCUCCCCAGUUUCAGAGUUUUGACUUGUUCCAAGAGCCCCUCACAGUUCAUCCGGAGCCCUCUUCCCACAGCACCUGUCUGUUCAAGGAAGCAGUUUUGUCAAGUUAGAGAGACAACAUAUAUGGAAAUGUUCUUUUUUUAAAAAAAAAAACAACAAAACAAAAAAUAUUUAUUUUGUGAUUGUUUUUCUUGUCAACCUACUUCAGUCACAUGAACCUAUGAGUAAAGUUUUACUUGGUUUAACACA